Molecule: messenger RNA, 1201 nt
Organism: Arabidopsis thaliana (thale cress)
Lineage: Eukaryota; Viridiplantae; Streptophyta; Magnoliopsida; Brassicales; Brassicaceae
Gene: PGL4
Product: 6-phosphogluconolactonase 4
Exons: 3
Coding region: 146-931 (261 amino acids)
Biological process (GO): pentose-phosphate shunt; carbohydrate metabolic process
Cellular component (GO): cytoplasm; cytosol
Molecular function (GO): 6-phosphogluconolactonase activity
Source: RefSeq, marked reviewed
AUAAGCACUAAAAUACAUAAUAAUUUUUUUAUUACAAAUAACGCAUGUUUAUCCUAAUUGCACGUUCAUCACCUAAUCAUCAAAACAUUUAACACCACUUCUUCUUCUUUUCUAACUAUUACAUCUCCUUGAUCAGAUUCUCAUAAUGGCAUCUGUUUUGGAGAAAACGAAGAGUAAGAAGAUUGUGUUUCCCACAAAGAAAGAAUUAUCGGAGGCUAUGGCCACGUACACGGCCAAUCUCUCAGCCAAGUUUUGCAAGGAGAGAGGCUAUUUCACCGUCGUUCUUUCCGGUGGCGACCUCAUCUCCUGGCUCAGUGAAUUGUUGGAACCAAAGUAUCAAGAAAGUAUCGAAUGGUCAAAGUGGCACAUUUUUUGGGUCGAUGAGAGGGUUGUUCCAUUAGACCAUGAGGACAGCAACUACAAACUCGCCUUUGAUGGUUUUCUCUCCAAGGUUCCAAUACCAAUUGCAAACAUAUAUCCAAUCGACAAAGACUGUGCAGCCCUUGGUGAUGCCAAAAGUGCAGCAUUACUCUACGAAGAAUGUCUCAAAAGACUGGUGAACCGAAACAUCAUUCGCACAUACAAAUCGUCUGGCUUCCCACAGUUCGACCUCCAGCUCUUAGGAAUGGGUCCAGACGGUCACAUGGCGUCUUUGUUCCCGGGACAUUAUCAAAUCAAGGAGAAGGCAAAUUUGGUAACCUAUAUCACUGAUUCCCCAAAACCGCCUCCGAAGAGAAUCACCUUUACUUUACCGGUUAUUAACUGCGCUUCAUACAACCUCAUGGCUGUAUGUGAUGAGGCUCAAGCCGAUGCGGUAGCUAAGGUUUUCAACCAUAACUUCGACUUGCCUGCUGCUUGGCUCACAGCUGACGUAGAAGCUAUCUGGUUUCUUGACCAAGCCGCUGCAUCUAAGAUCCCAAAAGGACUUUGAUGGUUUAGUUGGCUUCUCUUCUAUUUGUAACUUAUGUUUCUGGUUUCUCUUUGAUGGUUUUCAAAUAAAAGCUAUGUGUUCGAAUGUAAGAUCGAGUGGGUUCGGUUUAUUCUUGCAAACGAGCUACUACAUUUAGGCUUUUAGCCAUUGUACUUAUUUGUGUGUGAUCUCUUGUAUUUUUAAAAUCACAUAAUUGAUUUACAAAGUUACAAAACUCAGUUAAAAGUGUACGACGUAUAGAGUCUUUUAGAAAAGUUCGACAAUUACUCC